This is a messenger RNA of Ilyonectria robusta, 2217 nucleotides long. Its product is annotated as kinase-like domain-containing protein. The record is from RefSeq and is a predicted model, not a curated record. Gene Ontology annotation, cellular component: cytoplasm. The transcript is spliced from 2 exons. Bases 1 to 2217 code for a protein of 738 amino acids. Gene Ontology annotation, biological process: intracellular signal transduction; protein phosphorylation. Gene Ontology annotation, molecular function: protein serine/threonine kinase activity; ATP binding. NCBI's taxonomy places the organism in Eukaryota, Fungi, Ascomycota, Sordariomycetes, Hypocreales, Nectriaceae.
AUGUCAACGCCCCACACCCCCCGGACUGCGACGGCUUUGCCCCUCGACGACGACUCCCUCAACUCCUCCAGAAACAUCGCCAUCACCAGCGACCCCUCCCUCGGAUUCCGCUCCAGACCUAUCCCCGUCCCUGUCCCUACCUCUGCCGGCCCGUCGUCAACGUCCUACCGCCUUGGCAAAGUCCAGACUGUCCUUUCCACAAGUCCCUCUGGCCUGUACACGCUCCCUGAUGUCUCCGUCACUACGCCGGCCCUCGUCCACUUUCGCGCCAACACGAUAGCGCCCUCUCCUCCACUUCAACAAGGCGAGCUGCCUCCGACCCAGCAUGGUGCCCUCGCCACGGACAUCCCCUCUUCCAUCGAUAGGCGCUCCUAUAGUCCCGUUGGAUCCCUCCGUAUUUCAACCGAGUUUAGCUCCUUCCCAACGACUCCCAACCGUCGAGAAUCCUUCAAUGGCAACGGAAGUGGAAGUGGCAGUCUUUCCUCCUCUCGCGGAUCUCUCACCUUGAAGCAGAGAGCCUCGGCGAGCAGCCUUCGGCCAAUUUCGAGGACCCCCAGCCUCAAGACUGCACUGGCCAACAGCCUUGGUAACGCUAGCGGUACCAGCAGCCUCGUCCCGAGUCCCAUCAUCUCUGCUAUGGGCUCUGUUACGCCUCUGCCAAGUCCACUCAUGACGGGAGACUCUCCAGGCCCCUGGAAGAGGCUGAGUGCUGGGUCUGCGUCACCCCCACAGCACCGCCUCCUGAGCGUCGGCGAGGGAUCCGUUCUGGUCACGAAUACGGGCGAGUCUAUUGACGCGGCCCUUUCGAAUGGUGCGAAGCGCAAGAUGUAUGCGGCGCUUGAGCCUGGAGACAAGAUCCCGGCGCAACCGCCAACUAUUAACCAACCUCAUCACACCCGAAAUCGCAGCGCGAGCGAAUACAACCCGGACCAGAUGGGACACAAGAGACACACGUCAACCUCCGGAUCACACACUAAAAUCGAUGGAACCAACGACACUGGGCCCGAAUCCCAAAUGCGAAGGGAGAUACACUUUGGCCAGUCCCGUGGUCUGACUCCCACUGUCACGCAACCUCCGACCCCGCCCCCAAGCGAGUCGUCUCGAGACUCGGCCGAUGGGUCUAGCAAACCUAAGAGCUCUCGCUACGAGUACUUUGAGGCUUUCGGACGAAAUGACAGGAAACGGCGUCGAUGGAGAUCGAUACGCCUCCUCGGUCAGGGCACUUUCAGCAGGGUCAUGUUAGCCACGAGUCAGAUCGAGUGUGAAGAUGACUCUAACGAGACUGGUCCUGGAAAUGUGACUUCGAAGCCCGAGCUAAGCCUUGACCGGAAGACUCUGGUUGCGAUCAAGGUGUGCGAGCAUGGUCCUCGAGGCGGUGCCAGUGAGGAACGUGUCGAGAUGAGCUUAAAGCGCGAGCUUGAGAUCAUGCGAACCAUUCACCACCCGACACUGGUCGACCUCAAGGCCUGGAGUAUUGAGCCCUCGAGGGCCAUCCUGGUGCUGAGUUACUGCCCUGGAGGCGACCUGUUUGACAUUGCAACAGCUCAUCGCUCUGUUCUCCGAGAGUCACUUCUGCGAAGAAUCUUUGCUGAGUUAGUCGGUGCGGUAAGCUACCUCCACGAGAGGAGGAUUGUCCAUCGCGAUGUCAAGCUCGAGAACGUUCUCGUGAAUCUAACACCGGCCGAAUUGGCUGAUCCAACCGUUAACUGGGCUACCUACCCUUACUCCGUCGUCAUCCUUACGGAUCUAGGUCUCUCACGCCGCAUCGCGGAUGAUGAGAAGCUUGAGACGCGCUGUGGUUCCGAAGACUAUGCCGCUCCUGAGGUCAUCAUGGGUCAACCCUAUGAUGGCCGAGCUACCGAUGCCUGGUCACUCGGUGUUCUGCUUUAUGCGCUCCUCGAGGCCCGUCUGCCUUUCGACCCGCAUCCCAGUAUGAGCGAUGCCCACCGCAUGCGCAGUCGCACCAGCCAUCGCAUUGCCAGAGUCGAAUGGAAAUGGGUUGAAUAUGCAGGCGAUGACACGGAUAACGACGGCGACGAAACUAAGUUCAAGGAGAAAGGUCUCCUGGGUGCCAUGGAGAUCACGGAAGGGUUGCUGAAACGCGCAAGGAGCCGCUGGAGCGUUGUCAAGGUGGCCAAGACCCCGUGGGUUACUGAUGCCAUCAAAGUUGAGGGAGGACUACGGUUCCGAGAGGAGAAGGAUGGCGCGGAGGUGUGA